Molecule: messenger RNA, 534 nt
Organism: Letharia lupina
Lineage: Eukaryota; Fungi; Ascomycota; Lecanoromycetes; Lecanorales; Parmeliaceae
Exons: 3
Coding region: 1-534 (177 amino acids)
Source: RefSeq, a predicted model, not a curated record
AUGACAAAGUCGCUGGAUUACAACAUCGCUGUCAGGACUGCGUAUUUGGAGGGGGGUUGUCGAACCACGGAAGACAUUUCGAGAUUUAAGACCGGCAGGACAUGUCUUAAGGCCCAACACUUGGGCCCGAAGAGGAAUAUUGACUCGGAAAAUCGGUCGCAAAAUUACUGCUACCGUAGCCAGAAUGAGAAGGGCAGCAUCGACUCCAUUGACUUGGGGAACAAUGCUACCGCACACGGGCCUCUUUUCAUCUGGGGCGCUUGCCUGGAGAUCACGACAGCAGCAGCGGAACCAAUUGAAGUGGUGAUUCCAGUAAAGGGAGAAAAUCCUCGAGAGAUGGAGAACGCUCAAGCAAGAUGGCAGAAAGCAGUGUAUGAUCUCGAAAUACAGACCAAUAAGAGUGGAGAGAUGAAUGAGAAAGUGUUCCUAGUCGUUCGCUUCCGGAUGAAGAGGGGUCAUGCAACGCAGAGGGAGAUGGAGGAGGUAGUUGACGCACACCAUCACCGUCUACUAGCAAACCUGGGUGAUAAUUGA